UUCCUAGCAUUGGGAUCAAUCAGCAAUUCAUCACGUUUACAAAUGUUACUAUGGAGUCUGACAAGUAUAUAUGCGUGCGAGAGACGUCACCACAAAACAGUGUUGUGAUCAUUGAUAUGAAUAUGCCCAUGCAGCCUCUUAGGAGACCUAUCACUGCAGAUUCUGCUCUUAUGAACCCAAACUCAAGAAUCCUUGCAUUAAAAGCUCAAGUUCCAGGAACUACUCAGGAUUAUCUACAGAUGUUUAACAUUGAAGCAAAAGCAAAGCUGAAAUCACAUCAGAUGCCUGACCAGGUUGAGUUUUGGAAGUGGAUUACACCCAAGAUGUUGGGGCUGGUCACACAAUACUCAGUGUAUCACUGGUCCAUUGAAGGUGAUUCUGAGCCAGUUAAGAUGUUUGAUAGAGCGACCAAGCUGGAAAACAAUCAAAUUAUUAACUACAAGUGCUCUCCUAAUGAGAAGUGGUUGGUGUUAAUUGGAAUCACUCCUGGUCCUCCUGAGAGACCACAAUUGGUAAAAGGAAACAUGCAGCUAUUUUCUGUGGAUCAACAGCAGACCCAGUCCCUUGACGCACACGCUGCAUCAUUUGCUCAGUUUAAGGUCCCUGGGAAUGAGAAUCCUUCUACCCUUAUAUCCUUUGCAACCAAGAGCUUUAAUGCUGGGCAGAUAACAUCAAAUGUGCAUGUCAUUGAGCUUGGUGCCCUACCCGGAAAGGCAUCAUUUGCAAAAAAGAAGGCAGAUCUCUCUUUUCUCCCAGAUUUUGCUGAUGAUUUUCCUGUUGCCAUGCAGAUCUCUAACAAGUUUAGCUUGAUAUAUGUCAUCACCAAGCUUGGCUUGUUGUUUGUAUACGAUCUAGAGACUGCUUCUCCUAUCUACAGAAACCGGAUAAGUACAGACCCAAUUUUCUUGACUUCUGAAGCCUCUUCUGUUGGGGGUUUCUAUGCCAUUAAUAGGCGUGGACAAGUUCUUUUGGCUACUGUUAACGAGGCUACUAUAAUACCUUUUAUUAGUGGUCCAUUGAAGAAUUUGGAGCUUGCUGUCAAUCUUGCUAAAAGAGGAAACCUCCCUGGUGCAGAUGAUCUGGUUGUAAAGCGUUUCAAAGAGCUGUUCGAUCAAACAAAGUACAAAGAGGCUGCUGAGCUUGCUGCUGAAUCUCCUCAGGGGAUUCUAAGGACACCUGAUACAGUGUCCAAGUUCCAGAGUGUUCCUGUACAAGCUGGGCAAACUCCUCCAUUGUUACAGUAUUUUGGGACGCUUUUAACUAAAGGAAAGCUCAACUCAUAUGAGUCAUUAGAACUGUCUCGCCUUGUUGUGAAUCAAAACAAGAAGAACCUCCUGAAAAAUUGGUUAGAAGAGGAUAAGUUAGAAUGCAGUGAAGAACUUGGUGACCUUGUCAAGACUUUGGAUAAUGACCUUGCUCUGGAAAUAUACAUCAAAGCCCAGACCUCUCCAAAAGUUGUAGUAGCACUUGUUGAAAAAAGGGAGUUUGACAACAUACUAAUUUACUCAGAGAAGGUUAAGUACACACCUGAUUACCUGUUUCUUCUGCAAACCAUACUCCGUACAGAUCCUCAGGGAGCAGGAGAAUUUGCAGUAAAGAUGUCUCAAAUGAAAGGAGGUUGUCCACUUGACAUCAACACCAUCACUGACCUUUUUCUUCAGAGAAAUCUAAUAAGAGAAGCUACUGCUUUCCUUUUGGAUGUGCUGAAGCCAAAUUUACCUGAACAUGCUUUUCUGCAGACUAAGGUUCUGGAGAUCAAUUUGGUAACCUUCCCUAACGUGGCUGAGGCCAUUUUAGCUGGGAGUAUGUUCAGCCACUAUGACAGGCCUCGUGUUGCUCAGCUUUGUGAAAAGGCUGGACUUUAUAUCCAAUCCUUAAAGCAUUACUCAGACUUAAAUGAUAUAAAACGUGUGAUUGUCAACACGCAUGCUAUUGAGCCACAGGCUCUUGUUGAUUUUCUAGGCACUCUUUCUAGCGAUUGGGCUAUGGAGUGCAUGAAGGAACUUUUGAUAGUUAACCCGAGAGGCAACCUACAGAUAAUCGUUCAGGCUUGCAAGGAGUACUGUGAGCAACUUGGUGUUGAUGCAUGUAUUAAACUCUUUGAGCAGUUUAAAUCAUAUGAAGGGCUAUACUUUUUCCUAGGCUCAUAUGUUAGAAUGAGUGAGGAUCCUGAGGUUCAUUUCAAGUACAUUGAAGCAUCUGCAAAGACUGGUCAAAUAAAAGAGGUUGAGCGUGUGACUAGAGAGUCUAACUUCUACGAUGCUGAAAAGACUAAGAACUUUUUAAUGGAAGCUAAGCUUCCUGAUGCAAGGCCUUUGAUAAAUGUCUGUGACCGUUUCGGCUUUGUACCUGAUCUUACUCAUUACCUUUACAUAAACAACAUGCUGCGUUACAUUGAAGGUUACGUUCAAAAGGUGAACCCUGGGAGUGCUCCCUUAGUUGUGGGACAGUUACUUGAUGAUGAGUGCCCUGAAGAUUUUAUCAAAGGUCUUAUCAUCUCUGUGCGUUCAUUGCUGCCUGUUGAAACUCUUGUGGAGGAAUGCGAGAAGAGGAACCGGCUACGUCUCCUCACACAGUUCUUGGAGCAUCUAGUAACCGAGGGAAGCCAAGAUGUGCAUGUCCAUAACGCCUUGGGUAAAAUCAUCAUCGACAGUAACAACAACCCUGAGGGUUUCCUAACCACCAACAACUACUACGACUCUCGAGUUGUCGGUAAGUACUGCGAGAAACGUGAUCCUACGCUGGCUGUUGUGUCCUACAGAAGAGGACAAUGUGAUGAGGAGCUAAUCAACGUCACCAACAAAAACUCUUUAUUCAAGUUACAAGCGAGGUAUGUAGUGGAGAGGAUGGAUGGUGAUCUCUGGGAGAUGGUUCUUGAUGAGAACAAUGAGUAUAGAAGACAAGUUAUUGACCAAGUUGUGUCUACUGCAUUACCUGAAAGCAAGAGCCCAGAGCAAGUUUCCUCAGCUGUUAAGGCGUUCAUGACUGCUGAUUUGCCUCAUGAGCUUAUUGAGCUUCUUGAGAAGAUAGUGCUUCAGAACUCUGACUUCAGUGGGAACGUUAACCUGCAGAAUCUGCUGAUACUGACAGCUGUCAAGGCGGAUCCAUCUAGAGUUAUGGAUUAUAUUAACAGGCUUGAGAACUUUGAUGGGACUGUUGUUGGAGAAUUGGCGGUAGAAGCUCAACUGUUUGAGGAGGCAUUUGCUAUUUUCAAGAAGUUUAACUUAAACGUUGAGGCUGUCAACGUGUUGCUGGAUAACGUUAAAAGCAUUGAGCGUGCUGCUGAGUUUGCUUUGAGGGUUGAAGAAGAUUCUGUGUGGAGCCAAGUUGCAAAGGCUCAGCUCAGGGAAGGACUAGUCAGUGAGGCAAUUGAGUCCUUCAUCCGUGCUGAGGACGCAACUCAUUUCUUGGAGGUGAUACGCGUUGCUGAGGAUGCUAAUGUCUAUGAUGACAUGGUCAGUUACCUUCUGAUGGUUAGAAACAAGGUGAAGGAAGUUAAGGUUGAUAGUGAGCUCCUCUACGCAUAUGCAAAGAUCGGUAGGUUAGGGGAGGUUGAAGAGUUCAUUCUGAUGCCAAACGUUGCUAACUUACAAAACGUUGGUGACCGCAUGUAUGAUGAAGCUAUGUAUGAAGCUGCCAAAAUAGUCUAUGCGUUUGUAUCAAACUGGGGGAAGCUAGCUGUCACGCUUGUGAAACUGCAACAGUUCCAAGGUGCUGUUGAUGCUGCAAGGAAAGCAAGCAGUGCAAAGACAUGGAAGGAAGUGUGUUUUGCUUGUGUUGAUGCAGAGGAGUUCAGGUUGGCACAGAUCUGUGGCCUUAACAUUAUCAUUCAGGUGGAUGACCUGGAAGAAGUCAGCGAGUUCUACCAGAACAAAGGCUUCUUCAGUGAACUAAUCUCACUCAUGGAGAGUGGACUUGGGCUGGAACGUGCUCACAUGGGUAUCUUCACUGAGUUGGGUGUGCUCUACGCUAGAUACCGUUAUGAGAAGCUUAUCGAACACAUCAAGCUGUUCUCCACCCGCCUCAACAUUCCCAAGCUCAUACGAGCCUGUGAUGAGCAGCAGCACUGGCAGGAGCUUACCUAUCUCUACAUUCAGUAUGCUGAGUUUGAUAACGCUGCGACCACUGUGAUGAACCACUCUCCUGAAGCGUGGGAGCACGUGCAGUUCAAAGACAUUGUUGGUAAGGUUGCGAAUGUUGAGGUCUACUACAAGGCUGUGCACUUUUACUUACUGGAGCAUCCGGAUAUGAUCAAUGAUCUUCUCAACGUGCUUGCUUUGCGGUUGGAUCAUGCACGUGUUGUUGAUAUUAUGCGGAAGGCUGGUCAGUUGCGUCUUAUCAAGCCAUACAUGGUUGCAGUUCAGAGCAACAAUGUCACUGCUGUUAAUGAAGCUUUGAAUGAGAUAUACGUGGAGGAAGAAGACUAUGAAAGGUUGCGUGAGUCUAUUGAUUUACAUGACAGCUUUGACCAGAUAGGCCUUGCUCAGAAGAUAGAGAAACAUGAGCUUGUUGAAAUGAGACGUGUAGCUGCUUAUAUCUACAAGAAAGCUGGUAAAUGGAAGCAAUCAAUUGCAUUGUCAAAGAAGGAUAACUUGUACAAAGACUGUAUGGAAACUGCUUCACAAUCUGGCGACCAUGACCUUGCGGAACAGCUGCUGGUUUACUUCAUUGAACAGGGGAAGAAGGAAUGCUUUGUUACAUGUCUCUUUGUGUGUUAUGAUUUAAUCAGACCAGACGUUGCUCUAGAGCUUGCCUGGAUCAACAAUAUAAUAGACUUAGCCUUUCCUUACCUUCUCCAGGUAAUGCGAGAGUACACAGGCAAAGUGGAUGAGAUAAUCAAGGACAAGCUGGAGGCACAAAAAGAAGCGAAAGCCAAAGAGCAGGAAGAGAAGGAAGUCAUGUCCCAACAGAAUAUGUACGCACAAUUGUUGCCAAAUGCUUUACCGGCACCAUCGAUGCUACUUGCUUUACCGGCACCACCGAUGCAAAUGGGAGGGAUGCCACCGAUGCCAAUGGGAGGGAUGCCACCAUUUGGAAUGCCACCAAUGGGUGGCUACUAAGACACAACACACAAUGUAGUGUGAAUUAUAUUCCCGUCGUUUAGUUUAUGUUUGAAUGAUAACUCUAAAACUCUAUUA
This is a messenger RNA of Brassica napus (rape), 5138 nucleotides long. RefSeq names its product clathrin heavy chain 1-like. Gene Ontology annotation, cellular component: Golgi apparatus; clathrin coat of coated pit; chloroplast. Lineage: Eukaryota; Viridiplantae; Streptophyta; Magnoliopsida; Brassicales; Brassicaceae. The transcript has 27 exons. Bases 51 to 5060 code for a protein of 1669 amino acids. Gene Ontology annotation, molecular function: clathrin light chain binding; structural molecule activity. Gene Ontology annotation, biological process: intracellular protein transport; receptor-mediated endocytosis. The record is from RefSeq and is a predicted model, not a curated record.